Messenger RNA from Haliotis rufescens (red abalone), 11169 nucleotides. RefSeq lists its product as uncharacterized. NCBI's taxonomy places the organism in Eukaryota, Metazoa, Mollusca, Gastropoda, Lepetellida, Haliotidae. Gene Ontology annotation, cellular component: plasma membrane. Bases 144 to 7640 code for a protein of 2498 amino acids. The transcript is spliced from 22 exons. Gene Ontology annotation, molecular function: protein binding. Gene Ontology annotation, biological process: homophilic cell-cell adhesion. The record is from RefSeq and is a predicted model, not a curated record.
UGACUUAACGAGCGAGCAUGCUAUGUCGGUAGGAUGUAAACAUUGUCAGUGUGUUGGGAGAGGGGAAUGGCCGGUAGCAGUGGACACGUGUGUCGGUCGGCUGGACAUGUACCUGGCAUACUGGAUACCUACCAAGUGACACCAUGACGGAAUAUAUCGGCAAGGACGAACAGACCCUGCGUUCUCUUUUGGAUGCUUGUACUAGUUUUGAAGAGAGGAGAAAGAUACGAGCUGCCAUUCGCCAGCUGAAAGAUGGGGCAGUGAAAUCUCACAGUUUCUCUGUCAAACCAUUUGUCUCAAGUGCAUUAGACAAUAAGGAUGCAGGGACUGGUGUAGCUCGACCCAGUCUAGGUCUUCACAGGACAUCCAGUGACAACUUCAACAGCAUUUCCCAACGCAGGAGCUACCACUGCGGUACAUCUUCAAGUGAUGGCACAACUAGGUCCAGCAGUGGGGAUUCCUGGACACCAUCAGGGGAUAGCAAUAGAGUGCCCAGGCACAGUGGACACUUAUCAAGCUCAGAGGGGAGAAACGGUGUGGAUAGAUACAGUUCUAGGUAUUCCUCUGGAGGCACAACAGACACUAGAACAGAGGUAUUGCCGCCGAGGAGUUUUCAUUCAUCUACCUCAAAUAGCAACAGCAAUCCAAAUUCCAGAUCAUAUGCUGCAUCCUCUGCAGAUGGUAACAGUGUAACUCAACUGAGGAGCUCACAUCUCUCUACAUCUGCCAGCAUCUUGUGUCCAAGCAGUGUAGUCUCUGUCGGGCCAUCCACAGACUGUGUAUCUAGUCACACCUCCAGAGUGGAGUCGCACCAUCCAAUCAUCAAAGCAGGACAUGACAAACAUAGUAAUGCCAGCAGAAUUCUCGUCAAUAUUCGAGAGUCAUUAAACUCUGUGGUGUUAAGAAAAAAUGUUUUAAAUAUCCAUUCAACUCCACCACAGACCUCGAGCAGUGUUAACUUCAGGAACGGUGUUUCCAAUGCCCUCACCGACCUUGCAUCAGAGGGGUUGGCAACUCCUCUCCAGGAGGUGAGCAGUGCUUGUGUGAGCAGUGCCAGGUCAGUGUCACUCAGCUCUGAUGAUCUCACCAGAAGCAGUGACAACAUCCCUCGAUGGCGCAGUGCCUCCUACACCUCUAUACCGGGGGCAGAUAACAACAUAAAACAGAAGACCGCUGCAAGUGCUUUGGUGAUAAAUGACUCUGUUAUAGAAAACUGCAAAUCUGAGGAAUACCUGCAAUACCUGCUAUUGAGAUCCUCAGAAUUUGUAGAAAGACGAAAACUUAGAACCAGGAUAAGAGAACUACGUGAAAACAGAGAAGACAAGGACCUUGUUGAGAAAGGUGAUUUGAAGAAGAGCAACUCCGAUGACAGCAAAGUUAAACAUAGUAGCCAUGGCCUUACUCCAAGGGGAACAACCCUUACUCAUGUACAGAGGGACAACCCUGCUGGUGGAGGCACACUACAGCUGGAUUAUGACAAGAUAGAAACACUGGAGGAAUUCAAAACAUUGCUUGCUGUCACAGAAGACUAUGAAGAGAAGAGGAAAAUCAGGAAUUCUAUGCGUCAGCUUCGAAGACGAUUGGAUUUAGAGAAAGUCAAGUUGUCUGCUGGAAAUAGGUUGUCGAAGGCCGAGAGCAGCCUGCGGCGCCAGUCAGAGGACAUCACACUGCACAGACCUCAGUUUGUGAGCCAGACAGACUCCAGAAGACUCUCAGAGGAUGGAACCAGCACCAAGGUCAAUACUGGCCUGGAUAAGAGAGAGGACAGCACACUGAAACACUUUGACCUGAGACAGACUGAUUCUGACUCCAUAGUCAGAUUAAACUACCCAACAGUUGAGAUCCAAUUCUCUACUGAACAGCUGAAACAAACGGUGACAACUAGUGAGGGCGGUAGGGCAGGAAACAAAGUGGGACCUUGCACAGACAGGGCUGACAAGGCAGGGACAUCCUCUUCUACAAGUGUGCCCAAGAAGGCAGAGGCAGGAGCUGGAGCUGGGGUGGAGGAAGAAGACUUUCUCUCCAAGAUUAAAGCUAGGCUUAGUAGUCGAGAGAAAGGUCAAGGUGGACAAAGUCAAUCAAUAACCCGAGGGUCACAGAAAAGCAAAGACAGUGGAGGGAAUACUGACAAGAGAAAUACAGCUAGCUCCAAACCUGGACCCUCCCCACCACAUGUUAAGGACAGGAAAGGUAACCUUAGUAAAACAGCAGAUGUGCCAGCAAACACCAGGAAGGUUGUUUUAACGGGCAAAGGCAAAUUGUUGACACCUUCAAGCUCUGGACAGUCAGAACCUUUUGUUUCAAAGAAAGGCAAAAGUCAACCAUUGAAAACUGAUAACUAUAAUCUAAUCAUUGACAGUAGAAGGGAAUCUACAUUGAAAUCAAAUUUGACUGUGAAACUUAACUCUGGGGCAACAAGAGGUUCAGAUGCAAAGGACAAAGUUCGUGUCAGCAAGGGAAUAGAUUCUAAGAAAAGAGUCCUGCCAGAUGUUGACAAACUCAAGUUCAAGGCUGGAGGCUUUGCAGUGAAGAAAACGACCGACAGUGAGAAAAGAACUGUGUUUGAUAGGCUCUCCCAGGGUAAAGAGAGCCCUAAUGCUGUACCCAGUAAACACAAAGGUAAUGUUGAGUUGAACCUGUCUGCUGUUUCCCCUGUUACAUCUGUGUCUGUGAAGACCAUAGUAACUGAAAGUAGUUCUCUAGUGCCUAAAGACCACACACCAGAGACUCCAACAGUCAGCAGCAACAGCAGCACUACGCUCUUGCCAACUACAGCAUCAGCCACUUCCAAUCAGAAGGAUUCGAGCAGAGAUCACAAGUUCAGUGACUCUACAGAUCAAUGUGCCAAACGGACCGGUGACUCAAACAACACUGAGUGUUUUGUGGUGAAAUCAGACAAAUGUACAGACAAGUAUGUGUUUAAGGUUGACCUGAAGCCUAAAUCAAAAGGUCUGAGUCGGUCCCAUAGUGAUGUUCUUCCCCAAACUCGAAGCUGGUUUAAGAAAACUGGUCAGGUAGAAUGCAAUCCUUUGAAAAGUUUUGAGAAUCGGUCUGAUAUUGAAAAAGCCUUCAUGGAUAUGCUAGAUGAUAUUGACCAUGUUAGUACAGCAUCUGAUACUAAACUGUCUGAUCUAGAAAUCAGUGAUGAUGACCUUGACCAAGUUACCAGCAAGACUAGCAUACAGACAAUUGCUGAGAGUACUGACAAUGAUAGAGAUAUGACUAUGGAUACUAUUGUUGCUGGUGUCAACCAACAUGUGGAGCAGAGUAAAUCAUGGAUAUUGUUGCGUAAUGUGAAGGAAGACCUAAGUGCAAUAAAGUUCAUAGAUGAGAAUGACAACAGUGAGGUGCUCGGGAAUGUUGAUGGAGGGCAACAUGGACAAAUGACCAGUGGCCAGCCUGCCACUUUAGGUGUGGAAAGUAGGCCGAGCACCAUAGAGGAGGUGGCCUCGUGUCCUGAAGAAAACAACAAUGUCCAGGAGAAGUUGACUAUUCGUGAUGUAGAAUCUGAUGUGAUGGACAAUUUUGCUGGAGUUGUGGAUACUGCUGGUGUGCCCAGUGGGUCAGACAGCAUAGAGAGGGAGACAUCCAGUGGCCACAGUGACAACACUGUGUCUGCCCACAGUGACAGUGCAAUAACAUACCAAGAGGAUGAUGAUGGCACAGUGACGGUCCAGCAGGUGACUCAGGAUGACCAUCAGGAUAGGGUAGUGACUGUCCGGUCCAAGAUUUUCCGUACUCCCAGCAAUGCCCAGGCUGAGGAGCGGGACACUGUUGUAGAGACGUUGUUCACAUCGCCCGGUGGAACACAACUGCAAGAGCGUGAUGUCAUCAAGACCAAGAAGAGGCUGACAUCUCGAGGUUCCAACUACUUCCAACGCAGUGUGCAAGUCACAAGACGGGUUCGGGACACAGCAGGUGGGGAGGUCGUGGAGCAGGAUAACUGUGUGGAGUCCGACAGCAAGUCAGUGUCCAAGGGGCAGUCGUGGGGAGACAGAGUCAUCACCAAGGUCACCCUAGACAAGCCGAAUCAACAGCAGCCCAUGAUACAAGAGGCAGCAGAUGCACCUAAGAAAUCCCAUGCUACCCUGGUGCUGAGCAAGCUGAAUGUGUCCAAGGCCAGCAGCGGGUAUGGGAGUGUGUCCGGGUCAGAGGAGGAUGACCGUGAGGAGAUCAUAGACAUCCAUCAGACAAGACCAAAAGGUUGUCCGGAGAUCACCGUCCCCGUGAAGGACGUGGAUGUGAGGGAGGGGGAUGACGUGGUGCUGGAGUGUGCUGCCACAGCCGACCCUGCACCCGCGGUCACCUGGUAUCUGGGGUAUCAGCAGAUAGAUGCAGAUGAUAAUCGGUAUCAUACACACUUUGUUGAAGCCAGUGGCAAGGCCACCCUCACCAUCUGCUGUGCCGAAAACAUGGACAGUGGUCAGUUUCGCUGUGUGUUCACCAAUCAGUAUGGAGAGGCAGAGACCAAGAACUCAGUUACAGUCAAGAAGAAACCUGAGAAAGUCCCAGUGUUUUCAUUGGGUCUGCAUGAUGAGACGGUGAUAGAGGGGCACUCCAUCACCUUGACCUGUACAGUGGCAGAUGCUGAGACCAUUGGUUGGUACAAGGAUGGGUUUGUCCAACGCAACUCCUCAGACUUCAAGCAGAGCUAUGAUGGAGAUGUUGCCCGUCUCGAGAUUGGAGAAGUCUUUCUGGAUGAUGUUGGGGAAUAUGCCUGUGUUGCUCGCAAUGAGUUGGGGGAGGAUCGCACGGCAUGCCAAAUAACUGUGACAGCCUGUGACACGGAGACGUCCGUUGUGCCCAUGUUCCUCACCAAGUUCACCAAGUCUGUCAUCAAGGUCGGGGACAAGCUCCUCCUGGAGUGUGAUAUUAUUGGGUCACCAGAACCAGGGAUCAACUGGACCAAAGAUGGCCGUCCUCUGCGGGAGGACUGCCCAUAUAACGAAAUGUACGACGGACGUACAGCAAAACUUGAAAUAGAGGAUGUCACAACCGAUGAUUCAGGGAAAUAUGAAUGUAUUGCUGUUAAUGAAGCUGGUCGAGUGUCUCUUGAUGCCAGUGUCACAGUGCAGGUAAAGAACAAGUCUCCAUCUGUGACGGUUCCACUGUGUGAUGUGGACAUUAAGGCAGGUGAGAGUGCCAUCUUGACUUGUCACAUCUCAGGCUUUCCACAGCCAAGCGUCCUAUGGAGGAAGAAUGGAAUGUUGAUUGGGCACACCAAGGACUUUAAACAGAUGUAUGAUGGCAGGAUAGUGAAACUGGAGAUCUAUGGAGUGUGUUUCCAGGACAGUGGGCAGUAUGAAUGUGUCGCACGCAAUGGACUGGGAGAGACUUCAACCACAUGUCUACUCACAGUGAAAGAUACAUCAGCCCCACAAGAAUCAAUGUUGCCACCAUCCUCCAACAUGUCCAGUUCACCGAUCACAAGAUCUACAACGCCACCACAAACCAUCAUUGGUCUAGCCUUGUCUCGUCCUGCCUCACAGCGGAGUAGUCAUGGACCUCUACACCUGUCUUCUCCCACCAGCCCUACAGCUUCACAGAACAUCAGCAGCAGUUCUGUGGGACAGGCAACUUCCCAUACAUCUACCAAGGUAGUGUCACCCUUGGUCUCUCCAUCUACUGCAUUGCCCACCCACAUUAUUGGGAAGGCUCUGACAAGGUCCGCUUCCAUGACCAUCACUACUGUAGCCUCUUCUGCAACCUCUCCAUCAGCUCCAUUACCAGCAGAUGUUAUUGGGAGUGCUGAAACGUUGUCAUCUUCCAAGAUGUCUACAAGUUUAGUCACUUCUCAAGAAUGCAAGGCUUCUGCUUCUUUCACAAGAUCAGCCUCCCAGAGAUCUAUCACGGUAAUCUCUUCUCCAGAAUCUUCUCCCACCACUCCAUUGUCAUCUCAUGUCCUUGGUAAAGCCAUUACAAGGUCAGCCUCGCAGAGAGUCACAUCAUCCUCUCAGAGCAGCUCAUCACCACCACAGAGCAUUAUUGGAAAAGCACUAGAAACUUUAGCUGCCAAGUCACCUUCAUCACAUCAGAAUGUAAGCAGAUCAUUGUCCUCGCCAACCAAUACUCAAAUAGAAAUAUUAACAAAGCCACUAACUGGCACUGUUGGUGAUCCUCCACGGAUAAUAAGAAACAUUCCAAGUACUGAAUCCAUCUCUGUUCCUGCAAGGUCCAAGCCUCUCAAUACCAUUGGUAAAUUCCUUGCACUGUCCGCAGCUAAGGACUUGGGUCCAUCAUUCCCCAUCAGGACUACACUAGAUAGUCCCACAGAAAGAAGCCCCAGCCCAGUCACACCAACACAGCACCAGGAGAGCAGUAACCUCAAGAAAGCUCAGACACAGACACAGACACAGACACUACAACUGUCCAAAGUGCAGCAAUUACGUUUGCAGUUCUUAGGCGAGGCCAACCAAACCAAACAGAAUAAAGUCAGUAGUGCACCAAUCAGAAGAUGGCAUUCUCUUCCUCCACAAGACCUCAAGCCAAUCAUUGUCAAGAAGGAGAAGGGGUCUGUGACACGAGCCCAGCAGCUACACAGCAGCACUGACUCAAGGGGGGCAACCAUGCCAACCUACGAGGACAUCAAUGAUGAGGAGGAGCUCAUGAAAGUUAUGAGCAAGACAGAUGACUUUGAUGAACGAAAGAAGAUCCGUGCAAGGUUAAAAGAAGUGAGAGAAAUAGAUAAAUUGGAGCGAGAAGCAAAGCGGAUGCAGAGGGAGAAGGAGUCGGAAGAUGUUGUGAAGAAGAGGUUCGAGAAAGCAGAAGAAGAUAAGAAGAGGAAGAUGCAGCAGUUCUCAGACAUGGCUGCCAAACCCUCUUCUGUGGCGACAACAACCAAGACUGGAUCUGAUGGAGCCCAGAUAACCACAACCACCACUACCAGCACAUCCACACAGAAGGCAGAUGGAGGCGGCACUCGUACACAGACUGUGAAGAAAACAGAAACGACCAUAACAAAAACAUCAGGCAUGGGUGGCAUGCAGUACGCAAAGCCAGGGGCAGCAGAAGCAUUGAGAAAGCUGUCUGACCAGCUUCAGACCACGAGUCCCCCGGGCACCAGUGGGAGGCUGAUGGUGAAGACAGAGUCCUGGAACAGUAGCGAUGGGGUGGUACAUACGUCAGAGAAGACAGAGUCAUGGGGAGCAAAACCAGGAGGUUCUCGUGGUGCCAUGGCGGCCUUCAAACAGAUGGAUGCCACCAAUAGUCCUGCACAACCCAAUGCUUUAGUUACCGUAUCACUGGCUAAGAAGGCUGCUACAACAAUGAGACGUAACGCUAUUGCCAUCAAACAGGAAGUGCUUGCCUUCUGCAAACACAACACGAAAGAAUACAAGACGAUACAGAUCACCAACUUCUCUAGUUGUUGGAACAAUGGACUGGCAUUCUGUGCACUCAUCCAUCACUUCUUCCCGGAUGCCUUCGACUUCAAUGCACUCACUCCAAAAAACAGACGGUAUAACUUUGAUCUGGCCUUUGACACUGCAGAGCAGAGGGCUGACAUAGCGCCUCUACUGGAUACAGAUGAUAUGGUGCGGAUGAAAAACCCCGACUGGAAGUGUGUGUUUACCUAUGUCCAGAGUAUCUACCGACAUCUGCGUGAUCAUGACGCCAACAAGGCCAAGGAAGCAGAGCAGUGAUUGGCUGACCAGCUGACCACUGCUUACACAGCAUCAUGCAGUUGUUGUUAUUUUUGUCAUGUAACUUAUUGAGUAUGUAACAUUUAAUCAUGUACUGGUCCUGCUGCACUGGCUGGCCGGACGGCUGUGUAUGAUGCAGCAGCUAGUGCAGGAGUACCAAGUAGAACACGGGUGACACAGUGAUUCCGACUUCCAACUCACCUGACUCAGUCCUUGGGCAUAAGCACAGAUCUGUUUCGUCUCUUUCGAAUUUGCCAUCACAUGGCUUCAAAUAGUGAAGUCACAAUGAUCAACAGAUAAGUGUUUAUUAUAAAAUUAUCCAAGAAGUAUGUGGAUGGAAGGCUAGUGAAGAGGAUGGAGUCUCAUAACUGUGUAUCACAUCACCUGUUGAAGAGUGUAAGAAGAACAUAUUACAACCAGUAGGUAGCCAAAACAGUUUCUAUAGCAAAUACAAAACCAAGGUCUUCCAGGUUUCUACUCUACAUUGGGUAUUAUGUUUACUGUGAUUGUGAUAUUAGAUUGGUGUCUUUAUGUGGUACAGGUAUAUCGUGUGCAGUAGAUGACAAACAUGGCCAUGUCAUGGUCGGCUGAUCAGCAUUUGAACCACCAGUCUGGAGCUCAGCGUGUGCUAUUGCGGUAUCUGUUGUGGGGAGUGAUGAAGGACAGUAUGAUGCUGAGACUGUGGAUGGGAAGGUCCAUAGCAUCUCAAGUCAGCUGAGCUCUGAUAGUGUGCUGCAGUCAUGGAAUGUUCCUUGCUUCACCUUGCAGCCAAAUAACAUCCAUACAUCAUGGUGUAUCUUACCCCUUGUACCAACUCACUGUCACACCUGCAGGUGACUGGGUCACUGUCACACCUGCAGGUGACUGAGCACUGUAACACCUUUGGGUAACUGAACUUCUGUCACACCUGCAGGUGACUGAUCCACUGUCACACCUGCAGGUGACUGAGCCACUGUAACACCUGUGGGUGACUGAUCAACUGUCACACCUACCAGUGACCGGGCCACUAUAUCACCUGUGGAUGACUGAUCAACUGUCACACCUGCAGGUGACUGGGUCACUGUCACACCUGCAGGUGACUGAGCACUGUAACACCUUUGGGUAACUGAACUUCUGUCACACCUGCAGGUGACUGAGCCACUGUAACACCUGUGGGUGACUGAUCAACUGUCACACCUACCAGUGACCGGGCCACUAUAUCACCUGUGGAUGACUGAUCAACUGUCAUACCUGCAGGUGACUAGGCCACUGUCACACAUGCAGGUUCCUGAACUUCUGUCACAACUGCAGGUAACUGAUCCACUGUCACACCUGCAGGUGACUGGGCCACUUUAACAGCCUUGUGUGACUGAUCCACUGUCACACUUGCAGGUCACUGAUCAACUGUCACACCUGCAGGUGACUGAUGCACUGUAACACCUGCAGAUGACUGAUCCACUGUCACACUUGCAGGUAACUGAUCCACUGUCACACCUGCAGGUGACUGAUCCACUGUCAAAACUGCAGGUGACUGAUCCACUGUCACACCUGCAGGUGACUGGGCCACUUUAACAGCUUUGUGUGACUGAUCCACUGUCACACUUGCAGGUCACUGAUCCACUGUCACACCUGCAGGUUACUGAUCAACUGUCAAAACUGCAGGUGACUGAUCCACUGUCACACCUGCAGAUGACUGAUCCACUGUCACACCUGCAGGUGACUGGGCCACUGUAACAGCUUUGUGUGACUGAUCCACUGUCACACUUGCAGGUCACUGAUCCACUGUCACACCUGCAGGUGACUGAUCCACUGUCACAUCUGCAGGUGACUGGGCCAGUGUCACACCUGUGAUUGAUUACACCUCAGUUGUGAUUAUGAAUGUAGAUAUUCAACUUGGAAGCCAAAAGGUUUCAUGAGUUGUGACGUUGAAUGUCGCCAACUCCAUGUAAUGCAUUUAGUCCUGUGUUAGACGUGAAGGAUUUGAUAGGCGAGUGUGCAUAAUAUAAACUACCAUGCAUGUAUAUUCAACUGUGGAUAAGACUGCAUACGUAAUGUUGGUGCUUGAUAGGGUUAAUGGUUUUUGUAUUCCUAGAUGAAUGUAGACUUUGUAUCCGGUGUACUAGCGUAGGUAGACCAAGAGCUGCCAUGCUAGUGGCCAACCUUGCUGUUGGAGACUAGUGUUCUGGAGGUCACUGCAAGAUAUGUCCUUGUUUCAUACACACUAUAGGUGAAGAUAUUCGUAGAAGUAAACAGUGCAAUGUAAUCCCCUUGUGUGAGAUAACUGGCAUUUCAAUCCACAAUACUCAGCAACUUGUAGUCGGGCCCCAUGUGGACAGUGAGAAGCAUUAACAAUGCUGGUAGGUGCUUGACACUGGUCUUAUUCUCAAAUAGAUCACCUCAUUGGUUUAUGCGUCUUAUUCGGCCUAUGCAGUGCUUUGGGCUUCUUUCUAACCAGGUCUGUCUUCAUACAGGGUCUUCUUUACAACGAGUCUACAACAAAGCUAAAACAAAUGUCUUUUUCAGUGUUAAAUUCUAUGGUGGUAUAAUCCCUUCUGUGGUGAGAUUAUAUUAUAAGUUUCUUGAUAUUAUUUCUUGACAUUAUGUUAUACAGAAUGGUAUCUUUUGAGUAUUCCUCUCCAUAAAUGUAAUGAUAAAAUCAAUGGUUCUCAUAAGGACUUACACUACAGGGAACUUUGUGCAGGGUUUAUCACUUAAGUUAUUUGAUGUUAUAGAAAUGCUUCACUGAAAGGUAAUACAAACUUUGGAGGGCUUUGCUUGGAUGUUAGGCAAGGGGUCCACUGCCCCAGCCAAUGUACCUGUGUACACGUCUCUGUCACUGUGUCUGUCCAGCAUUACUCUGCUUUUGAUGAAGUAAUGUGUUUUAUUUCCAUUUUGUAGAUAUUCAAUUUUACUAUCAUAACUUGUACAGUCAACUGUUUUGUAGUGAACUAUUUUCAGUGCUAUUCAAUAUAACUUCUUGUUUUAUUUUUGUUUUGCAUACCAACAUUAAGUUUGUAGUUGUGUUCUCAGGGUGCCGCAAUAUGUAGUGAUAUAUGAUGUGAUGUCCCACGAGCAACAACCUCAGUCAGACCACCAUCAUGACACAUUGAGGCUGCAACACAAAAACGAAAAUAGGUUUCUUAUCUCUUUUUGUAGUUAUGUCCUUUUAAUAUCCAAGUAGUCGGAUAUGUGUUCUCACAUCCCUGUAUUGUAAGAUUCUCUACUGUAAGUGGUGGCACUUUCUGUUGUUGCUCCAUGGUAACAUGUUCGUAAAUCUGUGCCAAAUUUGAAAAAAUGUUUACAAUUGUACUUAAUGACAUCCAUUGCUGCCAUCUGCCACUGGUUGUGAGGGAUCUGUAGAGUAUGGUUAGCAGACAGCAGGUGUGCCGACCAGGCAGAGUGGAUCAGCACUGUACACUAGGCAGGGGGGCUCUAAUGCAGCAAAACUGUGUACUUUCUGUUGUGUGCAUUUACUGUAUAACUUAACAAGUACACAUCCUGUGCAUAUGUUUCUGUAUCUGUUAAUGAAUAAAAAUAAAAUUAUAUCUGG